UCGAAGCUAGCGCUACAUCCGCGCUCAUGUCGGUUGACGCCGUUAAAACGUCGCCGCGUCGCACCGCACUUCACGUUAAACACGCCAUGAAACUACCGGCGGCUCCACGCGUGUCCGGCGGGGCCGAGAACUGAGUCCUCGCGGUCCGGAGCGACGGUCCGACCGGGGAAGCGGAAUGUCAACAACGCGGCCUCUCCUCGGAAUGCGACGAGUCCCCGAGCUGGCGUGCGCGGAGCAGCCGGGCGGCAGGCUCCCCGCGGCGGGGAGGCAGCCGCCGGAGGACGGGCCCACCGUGGACGAGUUCACGGUCCCGGAGGAGAAGCAAGAGGAGCUGAAGGGCGCCAGGCCCCGGGUGGAGCAGGUCUUCAAAGUGACGUUCACCAUCAUCGGGCUGCUGGACCACACGGGGCAGCCGCACGGCAGCAAGACCUCCCGGCAGAUCUGGCUGCAGCUCCGGGGGAACCGGGACGACGUGUCCAAGGCGAAGGAAUAUGUGCGAGGACUUUGUGACCCCGAGCUGCAGAAAGAGGAGCGCUACCCGGUGGACAUGCACUGUAUCUUUGCUGGAGCCCGCGGCCUCUUCCUGGACCGGCUCGUACGGGACACGAGUGCCGAGGUCCAGGUGCCAGAGCCGGGUCGCCUGCGGCUGGUGGGCCAGGCCGAGCCUGUUGUGAUGGCCCAGAGCAGAGUUCAGCAGUUUGUGGCACUAUUCCAGGAGAAGCGAAGUCUACCUGGUGACAGAGAGCCCGCGGUGAAGCGAGCGUUCAAAUCCUUCGUGGAGGAACGAGAUGAUAAAUACACGAUGGAGCUUCUUCUGCUGCCCAGUGCCCUGAAGGAGGAGCUACUGGGACUGGCUCACAGCCCCACCAGCACAAACACAUCCUCACUGACUCUGCAUCUCAGCACGGCGGAGGUGGAGCAGGACCGCUCGCAGAGCAACACGCCAGUGACCGAGCUCUCCAACCGCAUCUUGGACACCAGCUUUGAAGAGAGAGGGGCCACGGUGGGAUCUGUGGGCGGAGCCGGGAAAGCCGGAGCAGGGAUAGGUUCAGGUGCCGAGAGCGUCCUGCUCAACGGCACCCGGCCCUCACACAAGCGGCGCUCGUCUGAGAGCGAGACUCGGGACACAAAGAGACAAUACUCUCUGGAGCGGAGAGACGAGUCGCCGGAGAGAGCGAGAGAGCGACAGAGGGACAGAGAGGGCCGGGCGGCGAGCAGCAGCUGUAGAUCCCAAACGCCCUCGGCCUCAUCGUCUCUCUCCUCCAGAGCAAACACAGUCGGGCCGACCAUGCCGGACCCCGGUGAAGGCAUCUCAGACGAGGGGGAGGCAGUCAGCCCGGAGACCAACCUCCGCUGCCUGGUCAACUUCUUCAGGACCAUGGGCUACCAGCAGGAAGUGGUGGAGCGUAUUGUGAAGGAGACGGGACAGACGGAGGAUACCUUCCUCGUCCUGGAGAAGAUCGUUGAGGAGACCAAGCGCUGUGAGGAGGUCUCAAAGGGAGGCGACAAAGAGAGACGGCCCACCUCCAUAGGCUCCUCAGACACAGCGGCGGCGUCCUCGUCCUCCACAGUCUCUCGUCUCAGGGACAAGGAGCUCAGCCGAGCGCUGGUGGACCCGGGCAGGUCUAAAGAGAACAUUAAGCCCAACCAGCCCGGGAGCAGCAGCAGCAAUGGGCUGGGCCACCGGAGGCAGUGCAGCAGCAGCGAGACCAGCACGCAGCAGGCGAUCACAAUCAAGAGGAGCUCCAGCGCUCAAGGGGGAGCAGGAAACUACGAGGUCAUAACCAUUAUCGACGACGAUGAUGUCAUCCUCUCCGAUACCAAAACAGCAGACGCCAGCAUGUCCCGCAUGUUCGCGGCACAGCUCGACGCCCAAUCGGGAUCCAGGACAGACUAUCUGGCCCGGGGCGUGGGCGGCGGCAGUGGCGUCCCUCCGAGGGACUACCUGUCCAGGGGCGGGACUCAGACUUUAGGAGGAUCGGUGAAGGUGGAGAGUGUGACGGCGCUGCGCAGCACGCCUCAGUGGCUGGCGGCCACCACCACCUCCCUGGCCUCCACUCCCAGUUCGGCUCAGUCCAUCAACCGGCCCUCGGCCUUUCCCUAUCAGACCAUCGGCCACAUGGGUUUUCACGGGGGCUUGGCCAAGAGCCCUCCGGCCAACGACCCCCCCGCACCUCCAGUGACCGGUCUGGGUCGUUUCCAUCAGUCGCUGAGGACGCCAUACACCCUGAAGCUGCCCAACGAGCCGGGGCGUCCAGAGCUCAGACACAUCAUCAUCGAUGGCAGCAACGUGGCUAUGGCUCACGGCCUCCAUCGCUUCUUCUCCUGUCGAGGCAUAGCCCUGGCUGUGGAGACGUUCUGGAGGCGGGGCCACAGAGAGAUCACGGUGUUUGUCCCCCAGUGGCGUCAGAAGAGAGACCGAUUCACAACAGAGCAACAUUUUCUAAACCAGCUGGAAGACCUGAGGCUGCUCUCCUUCACGCCGUCCAGAGAGGUCUGUGGUCAGAGGAUCUGCUCUCACGAUGACAGGUUCCUGCUCCACCUCGCAGAAAAAACAGAUGGGAUCAUUGUCACCAACGACAACCUGAGGGACUUUGUCGACACCUCGGACACCUGGCGGAGGAUUAUUCAAGAGAGGUUGCUUCAGUUCACGUUUGUGGAGGAUCUCUUCAUGAUCCCGGACGACCCGCUGGGGAAGAACGGACCUCACCUGGACGUCUUCCUGCGAAAAGACCACAGGAGAGCUGCAGUCGACCCGCCCCCUCAGAGACCCUCAGACCUGCGGCCGACCAAUCAGCAGCAGCAGCAGCCGGUUUACGUCCAGGCCCUGCACUCCGCUCCUCGCCCCCCGUCCUCCAUACCCCGGACCCCCUCCUCCCUGAUGGCCCACCCCCCAGCGCACUGGCCCCACUCCGGCCCCCCUGAAUGGCACCCACCAGGCCGCUCCCCCUCCCCGUCCCCCUCGCCGCCGCCCCAGCGGUCCCCGGCGGAGACCUCGGAGCUGAAGAGGAAGCUGUACGACAUCUUCCCCGACCAGAAGCAGCGGAUCGACCGCAUCCUCAGCGACAACCCGUACAUGAGAGACCUGAACGCCCUGUCUGGGCUGCUGCUGGGAUGAAUGACUGUGCAGUGAGAAUCACACACGACGCAAACACUCACCCGCAAGGACACGCGUUCACGUGUCGGCCUGAAUAUAAUUUAUUUUGCCAUCUUCAAGCCUGGAGGACAGUUCGAGGUUUUUUUUUCUUUUUAUAUUAUUAUUUCACAUUAAGAUUGAUCAUCAAACUAGCUGCUACUGGCAAAGAGUGUUUUUUGGGGAUGUUUUCCUUUUUCUCUCUCUCUCCCUCCUCCUUUGCUUUCCAAUCGAUCCACAACAACAACACCGAAGGAUCAAAAGUGAUAAUUCAGCAUCGUUGUCAAGCAGCAAAAUCCAAAUCCAGAGGUUCCAUGACUGUGGGACGAACACCAGGAGGAAACGUUUUGGACCAAAAGUGGUGACCUGGUCUCGUGGGUCAGCGGCUGCAGCUCGUGAUCAGCUUCUUUCUCCAAAACCUCGUUAAUCCAUCAGACUUUCAACACUUCUCACAAUCUCAGAGCUUUAUCUCCAUCACAUCAUCCACACUGGCAGGUUUUUUUGCAUGUUUUCAACACACGACGUCCGCUCACACUGUCGGGCAGCAGCAGGGUAUUGAACUUGACGUGAGUGAACCAUGUUAGAAGUUCAAGGGUUCAACACCAACGAGGGAAAUGUUUAAAAGUACCGCGUUUGAAACUUAAUCUCCUCGAACUGGUUCAGUUCCACAAGGACGGCGAUGUUGUCCUGCCUCAGAGGGAUGAUGAGAUCAUUAGCUUUACCUACAAAUAAUAAUUUGUGUAAUUAUGGGACAGAAAUGCCAGAAGCAACUUUGAUUACAAAAGCAGAAUAAUUACAUAUAAUCUAACUAAAGAAACACACUUAGGCUUGUGAUGGGCCAUUAUUUUGAGGCUGUAUAGAUGGGUAGUAACAGCAACCUGUAUUUUUUUAUAUAGAUUAUUAUUAUUAUUUCGGAAAUGGCUCACUUACUGUACAUAUCCAGACCGAAGUCGUCUCGUUUAUUGAAUCACUGCCCAUCUCUACGCCCUGCGAAGGUUUCCUGUAUUUUCUGACCUGGCUCAAUCUAAAUGAAGCUUUUAUUAUCUCCUCCCUCCUCAGUCAGUGACACAAACUUUUUUAAGAGACCGUUUCUUCUUCUCAGUGACAAUUUUGGUUUUUAAAUUGUUCCCUCGCUUAUAGGUGACAUUUUUCGGCCGGCAGUUGCUGUUUCUGAACAUCGCUUCAACGAGUGAUUGAGUUCAAGUUCAAUUACUGAGCGAGUUUUCAGGUUUGAGUCGCCAUCCAACAGUGUUUCCAGGACGAUGCAGUUACUAGUUCUUCAUCAGCGUUUUGUUUACCGAGAUACUUUGCAAGUUAUUGGUCUUUAAACACUUAUGCUUGUGACCCUGGAUGGAAACAAACACUACAAGAGUUUGGAUUAAAUCUUUUUUGUUGAUUGAAUGAAACGGCCCCUUUUUAAAAGAAUUUCGGUUUCUCACCCCAAAAUCCAGCAAACACCACAUUUUUUUAUUUUAACUUGCAUUUGUAAUUAGUGUUAAUAGCUGAAUUCAAACCACUGAAGGUAAAUGCCGAUGUCUCGAGUUUAACACUGUGCCAUUGACGAGUCUUCAGAGAGCUUGAAGUGUUUUUCUACCCUCAUACACCCGGAGAACGUGGGGCUGCAGCAGCUGAGUUUUGUAUAAUACAAACACUUUAUCUCCUUGUAAAGAAUAAUCUGCACAAAAAUCUUCACAAGGUGUCAAACGGUUCUGUUCAUACUUUGUUGUUGUUGUGAGGAAUUACUGAAGGACUUUCAUUACUAUAUUUCUUAGGUGUAUAUUCAUUUCUUCUUCUUUUUUUUUGUAAAUACAAGCAUUUUUGGCUACAGUGCACAUAUAGUUUUAUGUAUGUGGAAAACAAAACUCAAUAAAACGCAGCAGUUCCCAUGAAGUCAUGUUUGCAUGGUUGGACAGUGUUGACUGUUUAUCCUCCUGUUCUGUCACCUACAGCGUUUCACCUGUUUUCAUUCAAUCAGUUUUUGUGGGGCGACGUUACUGUGAUGGCCAAAAAUUUUGUAUAAAGUAUUAAAACGAACACUUAAAACA
Messenger RNA from Limanda limanda (common dab), 5178 nucleotides. It is a transcript of the gene n4bp1, whose product is annotated as nedd4 binding protein 1. Gene Ontology annotation, biological process: negative regulation of proteasomal ubiquitin-dependent protein catabolic process; negative regulation of protein ubiquitination. Bases 176 to 3118 code for a protein of 980 amino acids. The transcript is spliced from 12 exons. The record is from RefSeq and is a predicted model, not a curated record. Gene Ontology annotation, molecular function: RNA binding. NCBI's taxonomy places the organism in Eukaryota, Metazoa, Chordata, Actinopteri, Pleuronectiformes, Pleuronectidae. Gene Ontology annotation, cellular component: nucleus; PML body.